AUGCAAGAAACAGGUGAGUCUGGAGCCCAGCUCCUUCCCCUUACAUACGGAGUGGAGCUUGAAUAUUUGUUCGUUGUUGACAAAAAGAAGGUAGUAAAUGACCAAAAGUACCACUUUCUUUUGCCCAAGCACUUCGUGCUUGACAAAGAUGACCAGGUUGGCAAUGCACACGAUUUUGAUCCAAAGGGUGCCGAACAUCGGGGCUUGUGCCAGGCAGCUAUGCUCCUUCGACGCUCUCGCGUUGAUCUUGCAAUGAAACUCUUUCCAAAGAAUGACGACAGUAUCUUCUCCCGCUGGAGCCUAACCACGGAAAGUGCAGUCGUCCAUCCAGGUGGAAGCAAGGAAAAGGCUGCCCUCGCCACUCAGAUGAAUGUGGCACCAGGGAGCUUAAAACAAUGCGAGCUCACCGGAAUCGAGUUGAUCUCACCAAUCCUACUGGCUCCAGAUAUGAGAGCCCAACAGUAUCUGUCAGGUGGAAGCUUUGACGAACUUGAUCAUGUACUCAUGGCCACCAAUCAAAAAGGUCUUCCUUGUACUUUUAUUGCGGGACCCAAAACGACAAGCGUUCAUGUACACGUUGGCUUGCAGCCUGAUCGUGAUGGGGUCCCCAGAGACAUUCCACUUGAUGUGUGCCAGCAUUUAGCGUGGUUGAUUGUAGCAUUUGAGGACUUGAUCACGCUACUUCACCACCCCGAACGUCAUGCUUACGUUGGCACAAAAUCGUACAGCAUGUGCAAAUCAAGCAGGCAUGCAAUGGGCGAUAUUAUAGGCCACACAUGUGAUAAAGUACCAGCAUUCGACCCUUGGAAGGCCUUUGAUAGUAUUUUCAGAGCAGAGAGCCAUCUAGAAUUGCGCAAGGUCAUGGGCAAUGACCCUUCAUGGGGGAGUCGUUAUACAACGGUGAACUUUCUUCACAUUGCCGCCUCCCCCGGGUAUGGCGACGAAAUCAAAACCAUUGAGUUUCGUCAGCACUGCGGUACGGGCAAUGCAAUUGAGAUUAAGGAGUGGGUGUACUUUCUGAGUAGCCUUUUCCAUGCGGCGGAGCGGAAGGCGAACGAAUCGAUUGAGUUCGACUCUUACGAGCUGGACAACUAUCUCGUCGCAUGGCCUGAUAUUGAAAGGGCCAAGUACGACAGUAUCUUCUCAAUUCCGAAAAGAACCAUGAGAGAACUCUUCGAUCUCAUGGAACUCCCCGUUGCGCGGCGCGAGUAUUGGUAUGAAAGAGCCAAAUUCUUUCGUUCCGAAAAGUUUGCCCAUUACUAUGCGGGUAACACAUGUGAGCCAGAAUGUACUGGCACCAUGCCACGAGACGCUCAAGGUUGGGCGGAAGACGAGGUAAUUGAGCAACCAUGGGGUCCCCCCCGCCGCCCUCCUUCCCCCAUCACGGACACAUCGUCAUGGUCCGAGACCAGCAACACGACCCCCUCAAGCGAUGGACAAUCAUGUUAA
Molecule: messenger RNA, 1449 nt
Organism: Exophiala bonariae
Lineage: Eukaryota; Fungi; Ascomycota; Eurotiomycetes; Chaetothyriales; Herpotrichiellaceae
Exons: 1
Coding region: 1-1449 (482 amino acids)
Source: RefSeq, a predicted model, not a curated record